Kwoniella shivajii is the source of this 3546-nucleotide messenger RNA. RefSeq lists its product as uncharacterized. Gene Ontology annotation, biological process: nucleobase-containing compound metabolic process. The transcript is spliced from 12 exons. The record is from RefSeq and is a predicted model, not a curated record. The coding region runs from base 1 to 3546 and encodes 1181 amino acids. Gene Ontology annotation, cellular component: nucleus. NCBI's taxonomy places the organism in Eukaryota, Fungi, Basidiomycota, Tremellomycetes, Tremellales, Cryptococcaceae. Gene Ontology annotation, molecular function: 5'-3' RNA exonuclease activity; zinc ion binding; nucleic acid binding.
AUGGGUGUCCCAGCCUUGUUCAGAUGGUUAUCUAAGAAAUAUCCUAAAAUCGUUUCUAGGGUAGUUGAAGAUACACCUAAAAAAGUUAGAACGCAAGAUGGUGAAAUUGAAGAAAUACCAGUACAAUAUGAUGGACCUAAUCCGAAUGGAUUUGAAGUGGAUAAUCUGUACUUGGAUAUGAACGGUAUCGUACAUCCGUGUACACAUCCAGAGGGUAAACCAGCACCUGAAACAGAAGAGGAAAUGAUGGUUGAGAUCUUCAACUAUACUGAAAGGGUAGUCAACAUGACUAGACCUAGAAAGGUGCUCAUGAUGGCUAUUGAUGGUGUUGCCCCAAGAGCAAAGAUGAAUCAACAACGUUCGAGAAGAUUCAGAGCAGCCCAAGAAGCUGCUGAUAAAGAGGAGGAAAGGAGAGAAGCUAUCAAGAUGUUCGAAGCUAUGGGUCAUCAAGUUUCAGAAGAGACUCAGAAUCAUAAAUCUUGGGAUACGAAUGCUAUCACUCCCGGAACACCAUUCAUGGAUCUAUUAUCAAUAUCAUUGAAAUAUUGGGUUUCAUAUAAACUAUCAACUGAUCCAGGAUGGAAAAACUUGAAAGUAAUCUUAUCCGAUUCAGGUGUACCUGGAGAAGGUGAACAUAAAAUUAUGGACUGGAUAAGACGUCAACGUUCGCACGAAACUUGGAAUGCCAAUACAUCACAUGUCAUUUAUGGAUUAGACGCGGAUUUGAUUAUGCUUUCUUUAGCUACUCAUGAACCUCAUUUCAGAGUUUUGAGAGAAGACGUUUUCGCUCAAGGUAAUAAAGGUCCUCAACCAUGUAAGAAUUGUGGUCAAUCAGGUCAUCUAACUUCGAACUGUAUUGGUGAGAAGAAGAAGAAAGAUCCUAACGUCGUCGAAGUGGCUAAACCAGUCGAUCCUAAACCAUUCAUCUUCCUUGACGUCUCAUGUCUCAGAGAAUAUCUAGCAGUUGAACUAAAUCUUCCGGGUGUACCAUUCUCAUUUGACCUUGAAUUAGCUAUAGAUGAUUGGAUUUUCAUGAUUUUCUUCGUUGGAAAUGAUUUCUUACCGCAUUUACCAAGUUUGGAAAUUCGUGAAGGUGCCAUUGAUGUUUUACUGAAAAUAUGGAGAGCGGAAUUACCCAGAAUGGGCGGAUACUUGACCAAUCAUGGUAAAGUUAAUCUUGACAGAGCUCAAAUCAUAUUAGAAGGCUUGGCGAAGAAUGAAGAUGAGAUCUUCCAAAAAAGAAAAGAAGAUGAAGAGCGACAAGAUCAUCAUUCGAAGAGAAGAAGAGUUGAUGACCAUCGUCGACAGAAUGAAGCUAAAUCAUCGUCCAAAAGUGGUGCGCCUGAUUCAUCACAUACUCGAUUUGAUUCGCCACCCAAAGGAACAAUGCAAUUGAAUGGACAAGAAUACGUUGCCAUCGAACCUUCAGCAACGGCCAGAGGAGGUGCUCUACAUCCUUCACUACCUUCUAGACCAGCGUUCGAUAUCGUUCCCAAAGAAGAAGCCGAGAAGAAAGAGAAUGACGCGGUCAAGAAAGGAAUAGCAGCCAUGUCAAAUACUGCAUCCAAUUCUGAUAUAGUCAAAAACAGAAGAGCCAUAAGAAUGGCCAACCUAAGUGCUGCUCAAGCUCUAAAAGCUGAACUAGAAGGUGAUCAUGAGAUCGAGACUGUAACAGUGGAAAACACCGAGGAUGAAGAGAAAGAGCAACUACCACUGGAAGAGGCCAAGGAUAUACUGGAACAGCAGGGCGAAGACGAAGGUGUGGAUGAAGAAAUCGUGCCUCCCGCUUUGAAAUCGGAUGAAGAUGAAGGCGAAGCUGCGAUUGGUGAGGAGACCAUUGUAGUAGACGAGGAGGAACCCGGCGAUGAUAACGAGGAAACACCAAGAACAAAUAAGAGAAAGAGGACUAGAGGUGAUAACACGGAGGAGAAUGAUGAAGAUGAUGAUGAUGACGAGUCAAGUAAUUCCGAUGAUGACGAUGUCGAAGCUCCUCCUAAUCCUGAAGCAGAUCAACCUGUCCCCAAGAAGAAGCUGAAGGUCAACCCUGAUGGAACAGUCGAAGGUUACGAAGAUGAUGUAAAACUCUGGGAACCUGGGUAUAGAGAGCGAUAUUAUGAGAAGAAGUUUGGUUCGUCAUUAUCUGAUACUGAUUUCAUAACUCAGAUCACUCGAUCGUACAUGGAAGGACUAUGCUGGGUAUUGGAAUACUACUAUCAAGGUGUUCCAGCUUGGGAUUGGUACUACCCAUAUCAUUAUGCUCCUUUCGCCCAAGAUUUCAAAGAUAUCGGUAAAUUCAAUAUUGAAUUCAAAGUCAGCCAACCUUUCAAACCUUUUGCGCAAUUAUUAGGUGUUUUCCCAGCUGCGAGUCGAAUACAUUUACCAGAACCAUUGCAAACAUUAAUGACGAAUGAUGAUUCACCAAUCCUUGAUUUCUACCCAUCAGACUUUGAGAUUGAUAUGAAUGGCAAAAAAAUGGCGUGGCAAGGUGUUGCUUUGUUACCUUUUAUUGAUCAACAUCGAUUACUCGCCGCCUUGAAAUCGAAAGAAGAUGAAUUGACAGAUGACGAAAAGAGAAGAAACAGCUGGGGUGAUAAUGUCAUGUUCGUUGGAGCAAACAACACUCAAGGAUUAUAUGAUUCGUUGUGUGAUCUAUAUGGACUAAAAGCCAAAUCGAUAACGAAGCCAAUCGAGAUCGAUCCCAGAAAAUCUGAUGAAAUGACAGGAUCAGUAUUACCUGAUACAAACUGUAUACCUGGAUCGACAUUAGAAUCACCUUUACCAUCAAUUGAUGAAUGCCCAGAUUUAGAUGGAGAUACAGAAGCUGGACAUUCAGCCAAUACGUCUAUUUCAGUCCGGUAUUAUUUCCCUAGACAGGCACAUCCGCACCGAUCGAUAAUUUUACCAAGAUAUAAACCUGGACCAUCGAGAUUGAAUGAAAGUGAUAAAGAUUGGGUAAGACGUAACGGUAAUGGAGGAGGAGGAGGAGGACAUCGUGGAAAAGGUCCAAGAUAUGGCAAUGGUGGUGAUAACAGAACUGGUGGACCAGGUAUGUCAAGAGGUGGAUAUCAUCAAACACCUCAACCAAAUCAACCUCAAAGAUCAGCAAAUGGUUAUCCAAAACCCCCUCAAGGUGCUCCUUCAAGCGGAUAUGGAUCAUAUGGAAAUGGUGGAUAUAAUCCACCUCCACCCAGACCUGUAGCUGCAUAUGGAGCCGCACCGCAAUCGUAUACAGGCGGAGGAAGUUAUAACGCUCCUGCCGCUCCAGGAGGGUAUGGUGGUUACGGUGGUUAUGGCGGCGGUUCAGCUUACAGUGCAUACAACCCACCACCGCCAGUGCCACAAGGUCGGAACCCGAAUCCAUACGCUGCACCACCACCCAACCCGUAUGGAGCACCACCAAGGCCGGCAUACGGCGCUCAAGGUGGUCAAGGUGGUUAUGGAGGUUCAGGAAGAGGUGGAUAUAAUCCCUAUGGAGGUGGAGGUGGGAAUGGUGCUUACCAACCUAGAAACAACGGUGGUGGUGGUGGCGGUGGUAGAAGAUAUUAG